Molecule: messenger RNA, 8391 nt
Organism: Podarcis lilfordi (Lilford's wall lizard)
Lineage: Eukaryota; Metazoa; Chordata; Lepidosauria; Squamata; Lacertidae
Source: the annotation of a GenBank genome assembly
CUUGGCUCUGCUAGGCUCCCCUUUUCCAGCCUGGGCCAAGCUUCAUGGAGCAGGGGUGUCGUCAGUGGCUACUGGCCAAUGGUGAUUAUGCUCUGACCCCAUAGAAGGGGAGACUGCUCUUGUACUCGGGUCUUGGAAAGGAUGCUGGGCUAGAUGGGUCUCUCACUCCUCCCUGAUCCAGCAGCCAGGCUCUUAUGCUCUGCCUUGUAGCACAGCUGUCCAUGCAGUGUGGAAAACAAAAGGAGGCUGCUUUAAGAGGGGAGCUGUAACUUGAAGCCUGCUGAUGGCUGGGCUGGGAUAGCCUGUGGGCUGGCAGUACAGCAGCAGCAGCCCAGGCAGAUGUGAAGCUCCACUCACACUCACACACAGCCUAGUCAAGAAGGACUGCAGUGGAGGACAGGAGCCUGAGGUAAGGAGGUGCUCAGAGGAGCUUAUUCCAGCUGCCCAGGGGUGUGGGUGGGUGUAAGGCUACUUUCCUUUGGGGCGUAGAGCACAGCGCAGCAGGAAGGCAAAACUCAAAAGGGAAAAAAGGCCGUAUUGGGGUGGGGUGGGGGACAUGGGAGCAAUGUCCACUUUUUCACCCUCUUCUGUCAACUUGUGCCCUACUUUAGAAGUAUUGUCUCUGCAACAGAAACCAAAUGAGAGUUUAAGAGGAAGCACCAUCAGCUCCACUGGUUCUGCCCAGGAGGCAGUAUCAGUUAAGAGCCAGGCAACACCUCCAUUUUUUCACUUGGAGAAAGAAGGUCCCAGUGUGAGAUUUUGUAAGAAUAGGACUGUUUUUGUAAACCCUACCCAGGGCGCUAAUGGCAGAUCCUCUGAAAGCUGCAAAAAUUCCACCCUGAGAGAACAAAGCCUCAGUCCACCUUUCAGAAAGAAACCUGCCUUUUUAUUUCAGACUUGCAGAUGGCAGAGAUCACCCACCACCUCAUCUGACAGCUCCUUUUCUCUUGCCUCAGGUGCCUCUGGUGUGUGUGUGGGGGGGGGGGAGAGGUUCAGGGUCUAGAUUCUUCUCCUUCAUAGAAGCAACGUACAAAGGGGGUGGGGUGCUGGACCACCCUGUCCCAGGAACCACCCAAUGUUGGCUUAAGUAGUAGCUCUUAUUUUUCUCAUUUUGGCUGUGUGCUUAAGUUUUGUGCUAAUGGGAUCCAGAUGUCUAGGCCCACUCAAGCAAGCAAGCAAGCAGAGUUUCAGCAUAGGUUUUUGGCAAAUGUGGAAAUUCUCAGCCUGGCAAUGGUGAUCAAGCUGGAGCAUGAUCAUCUCCUUUCUGAGGCCCUCUUCCCCAGCGUGGAAUGGGGUCACGACCAACAUGCCAAUAGCCAUUUGCAUCUAAAUAAGGCAUAUAACACACACACACACACACACACACAAUCUCUCUCUCUCUCUCUCUCUCUUUCUUCUCUGGUCACCUCGCACAAUUAGGGAAGGGACUGAGAAUAAAACUGCCAAUGACAUAAUGCCAUUAUAAAAAUCUAUGGUGUGGCUGCAUUUGGAAUACGUGUCCAGUGCUGGUCGCUUCACAACAACAACAACAACUUAUUUAUUUAUACCCCGCCCAUAUAGCUGCGUUUCCCCAGCCCCUCUGGGCGGCUUCCAACAAAAUAUUAAAAUACAGUAGUCCGUCAAACAAACUAGAAAGGGAUAUUGGAGAGCUGGAAAAGGUUCAGGAAAGGGCAACGUUUGGGAAAGGCAGCUAAGAAGAGACUGGAUAGAGGUGUCUAAAACCAAGCAUGGUGUGGAGAAAAUGGGUAGAGAGAAGUUUCUCUCUCUCCUAAGACUAGAACUUGUGGCUUAGGCUGAAUGUUGGAAGAUUCAGAGCAGAGGAAAGAAAACCCUUCUCUGUGGAACUCGCUCCUGAAGGCAGGGAUGGCCAUGAACCUGGAUGGCUUUAAAAGAGGAUUAGAGAAAUCCACAGAGGAGAGGGCUAUUGAUGGCUGCUAGCCACAAUGGAAUUGUGCCUCCACAAUUCUGCCUCCACUAUUGGAAAUAGUAAAUGCCUCUCCAUACCAGUUGCUGGGAAUCACAAAUGGGGAGAAGAGUGUGCUUGAGACAUGAUCACUCUAGAUCUGCAGUAAUUUGAAACUUUUGUGCCAUCCUGGUGAUUUGGCUGCCUUCCCUUUAAUUGUAGCCUUUUAAAGACCUAACUACUAUUUCCACAUAGCCCUUGUGGCGCCAGCUUUCAGGGACAUGGCUUUGGUGUCUGCUGGGGUUACAGGCUACCCUUUGGACUGGAUGCGGCAUUAUCUAAGUCUAUCCCCUGCAAACACAAGUGAUGAAUUCAUGCCAGAAUUCUGCAAAACAAGAGGUCUGCUUCCCCUGCCCCAGUCCAUUUGUCCCAUUAAGACUGAAGGACUCACGAUGGGGGAAAGAGGUGCCUGUGGCAGUCCAAGGAAUUGCUGGUCUGGAGUUAUUGCACAAAUUAUUAGAAGUUAUAGGGAAGUCUUUCCUGAGGAAUAUUCAGUUUUGCUACUGGGGCAAAGUUAAAAGCUCAAGGUUUUGAUUCAUGUUUAGGACCGUGACAAGCAUUGGACUUGAGCUGUGGUUCUUCCAUUGUUUCUUGCUUGGAAUAUUCACAAGGGGGGUGGAAAUAGUAAAUAUUACUUGUAGUUUUAUUGCUUCUGCUGGCUCAUGGGAGCAGGGCAGUUAGUAAGACAUCAGCAAGUACCAAAGCCAAUGCCCACUGCAGUCUUCUCUUUAAUGAAACAGGAAGUGAAGUUUUGUUGGUUUGUUUUAAAUGAAAGUCCUGGGAAAUGAGUUCUUGCCUCAGUGCUCUGUCCUGUAUUUGCAGCUCCAGCUCCAGAGAAAAGGCUGAAGGGGACAGCAGUUAAACUUGUUCGUUCUUUCCUCUCCAGGCCCCGCCAUGCGACAUCUGGUGGUUCUUCUGUGGCUGGGACUCCUAGCCAUCUCCUGCAGAAGCCAGGACUCUGGUACCAGGAGCAGCCCACAGGUCUGUCUGAGGCUUCAGGGCUCCUCCCAAAAUACUGAACACGACCCCUGAGGCAUUCUUCAUGUCCCCUUUUGUUUAAAAACUAGAAAAAAGGGGCAGGACGGGCUGCAUAACCUAGCCCAUGGCAAGCUGGGGAUGAAAACCCAUAUGCUGCCUUCUCGCUUUUGUACUUUGAGAAGUCCCUAGGAUGUUUCUACAGCGGCCUCUGUUAACCUGAUGCCCUCCAGAUGUUUUAGACUACAGCUCCCAUCAACCCUUGUCCAAAACAUCUGGAGGGCGUGGCGGCGGCGAAGGCUCUCUUUAAGGCAUUCAGACAAAUGGACGGAGUCUUAGGGACGGGACAAUUCUGAGCAAGCAAAUUUUGCCUUUCACAGGAUCCUGAACCCGACAACACAGAGGGAGCUGAGGAGGAGGACCCCUUUUUCAAGAGCCCUCUCAACAAGCUAGCAGCUGCCGUCUCCAACUUUGGCUAUGACCUGUACCGCCAGCAAUCCAGCCAGGCUCCCAGCGCCAACGUCCUGCUGUCCCCCUUCAGCAUUGCCACUGCUCUCUCUGGCAUUUCCCUUGGUGAGCUUAUUUCUGUUCCAUCCUUUCCUAACAUCACCCAUCCCGGGAAGGUGAAUUUCACAGGCCUUUUUCUUUGUGGUUCGUAGGGGCAGGAGAACGGACCGAAGGUAUAAUCUCUCGUGCUCUGUUCUACGACAUGCUUGACAAGGCCGGGAUCCACAGCACAUACAAGGAGCUCCUGACCACCAUGGCGGCUCCCUCCAAAGGCCUGAAGAGCGUCUUCCGCCUCAUCAUGGAGAGAAGUAAACCUUGUGACCCUGCUCCCCAUGUCACAGGGGAUGGCAAAGAGGCACCCCAAGGCAGAGUGGGCAGCCACGGGGAACAUGGUCCAGCAAGCAGCAAUUCCUGGUCCCCAAAUAAAAUCAUCCGUACUUGCAGGAUGUACCCAUUUGCCUUGGUAGGAUUGGAUAUUUGGGCAGCAGGCGCCACCUAACCUAGCCACGCUAUUAAAAAGUCCGUCAGUCUCAGGAGCAAUUUGGCCCAGGCUGUUUGGAGCCAGUAAGCACCAGCCCAGCCUCAAAGUCCAAGGCAGAAUUAACACCUGCCUUCUGCACGAUUCUGUUUUCUACGAAACAGUUCCUGUUGAGAACUGCUCAAGUUACUUCAGAUUUAGUGCCUGGAAGGGUUUUUUCAUUGGCUGCCUCUGGGCAAGUGGCUCUAUACAAGUAGGCUGGACCAGGUCACCUUUGGCUGCCUCCACAUCUGUGGCUGCAUGAGUACAGGCUGUUAAGACCUCCAAGUACUGAGCAGGAUGGGAGCUUUCUGGUCUCACCCCUUCCCACUCCCCUAGGGCUGAAAAUGAAAAUUGGGUUUGUGAAUGAGCUGGACAAGGCCUAUGGAGUCCGCCCCAGAGUGCUGAGUGGAAACGCCCGGGCAGACCUGCAAGAGAUCAACAACUGGGUGCAGCAGCGGACUGGCGGGAAGGUCACGAGGUUCUUUGGCGAGAUCCCUGCUGGAAUUAGCAUCCUGCUCCUUGGGGCAGCCUAUUUCAAAGGUAAGGGGAGACAUGCCGAGAGAGGUGCUCAAGGAAAGGAAAAGGUAAGGUCCAGUGGCGGGCACCUUGGGGUGACAAGAGGUGUCUCAAAUUCCUUGAGGUUAGGAUCACAGAGGAGGGUGAAGGCUGGGCUGUGUCUUCUGCUUCUCCCCAGGGGGAGUCACUGUUCCAGCUGAAGGAAGAGGGAAUUAGGAACUCGAUAACAUUUCUUUCCCUUCUCUAAUAACAGGGCAGUGGGUCACCAGGUUUGACACCAGGCUGACUAAGCUGCAGGACUUCCAUCUGGAUGAGGGCCGGACGGUGAAAGUGCCCAUGAUGUCAGAUCCCAAAGCCAUCCUCAAGUACGGCUUUGACUCUGAGCUCAACUGCAAGGUCAGUACAGGGAGCAGACCCUGCAGAAAGGGUCUCCCUGCCUGCUUCACAGUAUAAGGGCAGGCAGGCCUUCCUUCACCAGUUGCUCCCUCUCAUCACUAAAUUUGUGACAAGAAGGGAACAGCUUCAUUUGGCCAGCUAAACUAGGUGAGGGUAGCCAAAGCGGCUCAAACCCUCAGUGAGUUAGGGACUUCCCCUGCAUGUGAAGACAGGCUCUGGCGGAUAGAGGAGGUGAGAGCAAUAGUGGGUCCAAUGGUCAAGAAGGCAGUUUCAGCACGUGCCGUAGAGAGGUGAGGAGCAAGUGGGGUUUGUCAACUUGGGAAGGCAGUCUAUCUAGAAGGAAAAUCCACUGCCUUGUGGGAUAUCUUCAGGGGAAGAAAAGGCUCAGGAGUCAACCCCACACAAGUCCAGAGUGGAGUCCUUAAGAUAGUUGGAUGGCGCUUUGUAGGUCUCCUUCCAGGAACUCCUGCCGCCAAACAUAUUGCUCUGCUUUCCUUUGGACCACAUAAAUGAGGCUGAGAGAGGCAUCGUGUCUUCUGGGCAGCCCAGGACCUCCAUAUACUGCCCAGACUUGCUCCCCAGGGAAGUCACUUCGGUGCUGCUAGUGGUUUGACUUCGCCUCUGAAGGCACAUUCCUUUGUCUCUCAAGACAAACAACAACAAGAUACAAACAACAACAACAUUAAUUGUUGCACUUUCAGUGGCCCAGAUUUGUUAUUUGCCCUUGUCCCCUUCUUCUUCCCAAGAAGCCAUUCCUGUUUAGCAACGCUGCCACUGAGAAGCGGCCAGAUAUUGCCAUCUGCCCAAGAUCCACCCUGAGGAUGGAUUUGAACCUCUGCAUGGAUAUGCUAUUGAAAUAUAAAUGUGUGCCAAUGAUGUACCUCCAUGGGUGGCUCUGCCCUGCUAUAAGCUAAAACUGGCCAGCAAAGAUUCCCCCGCUCCUUGCAGGCUGGCAACUCAUUCACACAUCUGGAGCAGCCCCUCCCACCCCGGGGCUCCUCUCAGAGGUCCAAGUCAGAGAGCAGCACAAUCCAUUGCUUGUUUGGGCUGAAGCCCAGGAGAACUAGGCUACAUAAGAUGGGGUUAUUUUGGUUCAUGAAGAAUUGCAAAUUUUGCAAGUACAGUGGUACCUCAGGUUACAUACGCUUCAGGUUACAGACUCCGCUAACCCAGAAAUAGUGCUUCAGGUUACGAACUUUGCUUCAGGUUGAGAACAGAAAUCAUGCUCCAGCGGCGCGGCGGCAGCAGGAGGCCCCAUUAGCUAAAGUGGUGUUUCAGGUUAAGAACAGUUUCAGGUUAAGUACUUAACCCGAGGAACGAAUUAAGUACUUAACCCGAGGUACCACUGUAUGUCAAUUUCUGCAACACAUUUGCAGGCUAAACUUGGAAGCUGGGGAUGAAAAAGAAGGGAUUGUAAACUGCAGCUUAUGCACUGAGAACAACUUUGAUUGGGUCAUCUCUUUCAUUUUCAAAAGUGCCUCUCUUCAAGUGGCAGGACCCUAGCCAGCUGCUGCAAUAGAGAAUGAAGGGUGUUCUUAAGUGUUGCAGGUACAAAUGCCCCAUGGAUAUAUGUGUGCGUGUGCAAAUAUGUGUGUAGGCAGGAUUCAACCCUUCUAAACAUCCCAAGACCCCAGUUUCCACCUGCCUACGACUGUUGCCCCGGCUCAGUCAACAACUCCCCCUUUUGCUUCCCAAAGAGCUGCACCCAUAGUCCCAGUGACAAACACAUCCAAAAAUCCUCCUCUGGAGCAUAAGCUUCUUCCCACAGGCUGGGAACAAACGGGAUCUCCUGGGCCGUGGCAACAUUUCUCAAGCCAUCUAUGAUGGCUAAGACAUGCAUGAACAGAGGGAAAUUAAUUACCUUUGUAAGAGUGGGACACACAGCUCACUCUGCAACGUUCUUUUGGGGGGUGGGGUCCUGGGCUGAGCGAGUGGGUCAAAGCCCUGUAAGGAGCACAGAUGGCGGAACUCCUUUGAAAUGUCAGCACCUAACACCUUUCACUUUCUCCGGCUCCCAUUUCUAGAUUGCUCAGCUGCCCCUGGCAGGAAGUGUCAGCAUCAUGUUCUUCCUGCCCCAGAGUGUGACCCAAAACAUGACGCUGAUUGAAGAGAGCCUCACCUCAGAGUUCAUUCAUGACAUAGACAGGCAGCUGAAGACCGUCCAGGCGGUGCUGAGCAUACCCCAGCUCAAGAUGACCUCUGAGACGAAUCUUGCCAGCACACUCCAGGAAAUGCGUAUGUACCCAGCCCAGUUCUGCAGCUGAGGUGGGGUGAGAGUGUCAGUGCAGUGCUGCACUUGGCAAAAUAGACACACCCAGCAGGGUGGAUGAAGCACUGAAGGUUACAAGCCCCUUCCCUUCCCUUCCCUUAUUUUUGCACUGGCUGCCUUUGAACAUGGAAGGCCAUUCCUAGUUGCCAAAGCUAAUGGACACAAAGAGACUCUGUCCACGUUGGGGAUGGGCAGGAUAAGAGGCACAUGCUUUGCCUGAAGAAGGGCCUCAGGUUCAAUUUGCGGAGUCUCCAGGUGAGCUGUUUCCCUUCCAGUCAGUGCAGACACUGCUGAGCUAGAUGGCUUAGUCUAAGGCUGCUUCCUCUAUUCUUCCAGUGAACCCGUCUAAUCUUCUGAACAAGUAAACUGCACUUGUGGCAGCCAUAGGGCAACUGCAGGAAGCAAUGUGACCCUUGGCGCCAGUUUUUAGUUUACUGGAAGGCGAGAGGUCUAGUAUCACUCAUGUAACUUCCAGCCAACUGGACUGUGCACUGAGGGCCACAGCUCUAUGGUGGAGCCCCUGUCCUGCAUAUUGAAGGUCUCAGCUUCAGAUACCUGGAUGGACUCCCUGCCUGAAACCCUGGAGCGUUAGUGCCAGUCCUGCCCAGACCAGGCUGAGCUCAGUGGACUUAUGGUCUCAGGAUAAAGCAGCCUCCUCUUUUCCCAUGCACUGCCUUGGUCCAGCCAUGUCAGCACCGAUCUUCCUUGCUGGCCAACUCUCCCUAGUUUGCCAGUGUUGUCCUCUUCUUUUUGGCUAGGAGCCCAGGAGACGCAGCUUGGCUGCACCCCGGUCAGUUCUCCCCCCAGCUAAUGAGACAUCCUCCUUCCUCACAGGGCUGCAGGCACUCUUCUCGACUCCCGACUUCAGCAAGAUCACUGUGAAGCCUGUCAAGCUCACCCACGCACAGCACAAAGUAGUCCUUGAGCUCAGAGAAGACGGCGCACGCCCUGUGUCUGCUCCAGAGAUGACCGGACCCCUGAACUUCGCCAUAGACUACCACCUGGACAGACCCUUCCUGUUUGUGCUUCGGGACAAUGACACAGGCACUCUCCUUUUUAUUGGGAAAAUUCUGGACCCUCGGAGUGCUUAGACCCCUCCCCCAAACCCAUCAGAACAGCCUGUGGUCAUCGGGGAGGAAAUGGGUUGGGGGUAGGUAGGUGGGGCCCGACUGCCCUGUUGCACUCUUGCUGUGCCCCACAACUGUUUAUGCUUACGUGCUGCAAUAAACAUGCCCCAAGAACAAC